ACGCCACAGUGCUAGCUGUUUCGAAAAUGAAACUGGUUGUUGUUUGACUGCGAGAGGCAACGAAAAGAAAACGAAAACAAGACGGGUAUUAGCUUAAACCCCCCGUGGAGGGUACAGUGUUUCACCCCGGCACAACAGAGGCGGAGGUACCCAACGCUGGGAAUGUUGAGUAAACAGCAAAGCUGGAUGGGACGUGACGUUACUGCACUGCAAUGGAGUCUGUAGCAGUGGGCUCAGCUACUCGUUGAGACUGAAGCUGCCGUCACUAUGGCGCACUUUGACACAGAGUACCAGCGCCUGGAGGCGUCCUACAGCGACUCUCCCCCUGGAGAGGAGAACCUGUUGAUGCAUGUGCCUGAAGGAGCCAAAUCCCAAUGGCACCACAUAGAAAACCUGGACCUGUUUUUCCAGAGAGUCUAUAAUCUGCACCAGAAGAAUGGAUUCACCUGUAUGCUGCUGGGAGAGAUCUUUGAGCUGGUUCAGUUGCUGUUUGUGGUUGGCUUCACAGUGUUCCUAGCUAACUGUGUGGACUAUGACAUACUGUUCGCCAACAAGUUUGUAAAUCACACGGAUUCAUCUAAAGUCACCUUGCCUGAUGCCUUCCGCCCCAUGGAAGUCUGCAGUGCCCGUAUCCGAGACAAUGCAUUUGUGAUCUUCGUGCUGAUAAUCUCUGGGGUGUUCUGGCUACAUCGUCUGGUCAAAUUCAUCUACAAUGUCUGCUGCUACUGGGAGAUUCGGUCCUUCUACAUAAACGCACUCAAGAUGACGAUGUCAGAACUCCCCUAUGCAACAUGGCAGGAGGUUCAGGCCAGGAUAGUGGAGAUCCAGAAGGAGCACCAGAUCUGCAUCCAUAAAAAGGAACUCACAGAGCUCGACAUUUACCACCGCAUCCUUCGCUUUAAAAACUACAUGGUUGCCAUGGUGAAUAAAUCACUCCUUCCUGUGCGUUUUCGACUUCCUGUUCUUGGGGAGUCUGUGUUCUACACCCGGGGUCUCAAGUACAACUUUGAGCUCAUCUUCUUUUGGGGACCAGGCUCUCUGUUUGAGAAUGAGUGGAGCCUGAAACCAGAGUACAAGAGAGGGAGUAACAGGCUUGAGCUGGCCGACAGGCUAGCAUCCCGCAUCCUGUGGAUUGGGAUUGCCAAUCUGCUGCUGUGUCCAGUCAUUCUGGUGUGGCAGAUUCUCUACGCCUUCUUUAGUUAUACAGAGGUGAUCAAGAGGGAGCCUGGUUCUCUGGGAGCGAGAUGCUGGUCUCUGUACGGUCGAUGUUACCUGCGUCACUUUAAUGAGUUGGACCAUGAGCUCAUGUCACGCCUCAGCAAAGGCUACAAGGCUGCAUCCAAGUAUAUGAACUGUUUCCUCUCACCACUGCUGACGGUGGUUGCCAAAAAUGUAGCCUUUUUUGCCGGGUCUCUUCUGGCUGUCCUCAUCGCGCUGACUAUCUACGACGAGGACGUUCUCGCAGUGGAACACGUCCUCUCGUCAAUCACUCUGCUGGGAGUGUGUAUCACAGUCUGCAGAUCAUUUAUCCCAGAUAAGCACAUGGUGUUUUGUCCUGAGCAGCUGUUGAGGGUCAUCCUGGCUCAUAUCCACUACAUGCCCGACCACUGGCAGGGCAAUGCACAUAGAUAUGAGACUCGUGACCAGUUCUCCCAGCUCUUCCAGUACAAAGCAGUGUUUAUUCUGGAGGAGCUGAUAAGUCCAGUGGUGACUCCCAUCAUCCUGAUCUUCUGUCUGAGGAGGAAGUCUCUGGAGAUCAUUGAUUUCUUCAGGAACUUCACUGUGGAGGUGGUCGGGGUUGGAGACACUUGCUCCUUUGCCCAGAUGGACAUCAGGCAGCAUGGACACCCUGCGUGGAUGUCAGAGGGGAAGACAGAGGCGUCCAUCUACCAACAGGCAGAGGACGGGAAGACGGAGUUGUCUCUGAUGCACUUUGCCAUCACCAACCCCCAGUGGCAGCCUCCUCGGGAGACCACGCACUUCAUCAGCCAGCUGAAAGAACGGGUUCACAGAGAGGCCACGGGGGCUCCUUCAGACUCGCAUCCACUCUCACUGUCCGAGUCUGAGCCAAGGAGCCUCAUCGCAAACCUCUUGGUGGGUCCCUCUACGCUGACCUCCAUUCAUUUUGGUAGGGACAGCUCUUUGACCAAUCAUGCAGUGGCUGGCUUAGGCGACGGGGCGUCCGCCCUACGCUCCCUCUCCCCAAUCAGCAGCAGUCUUCACCUGAGAGGCAGUUUGAGUGCGGCUCACAGGGCGUCCGGCCACACUUCAACUAUGAACAAAGCAAUGGCAGGCUCUGGGACUGACGCCCGAACUGUGAGCUCAGGCAGCAGUGCAUGGGAGGGUCAGCUCACCAGUUUGGUCCUGUCAGAGUACGCCUCCACUGAGAUGAGCAUCCAUGCUCUUUACAUGCACGAGCUACACAAGCAGCAGUCCCGUGGCGAGCUGUCCCGUCACACAUGGCACCGGCAGGAAAGCGACGAAAGCAGUGACAGCGUCCCGGAUGAAGUGAGGAGUGAACCUAACCCUCACUCCAGACACUUCCCUCGCUCACACACUUUCCCCACCACAGUUCCCAGUCCCAGUGCCAUUCCCACCUCAGCUUCAGCCAUCGGUGGUACCACUUUGGGCCAGGAGGGGGCUUCAUCGCACAGCAGCAGCAGCCAGCAGCGCUCUAGUGGGCCUGCCACAGAGUCUCUAGGUUCAGGGGGGAAAAUAGUGAGGUCAGCCCGGGGUGUGCCCAUGGGAGGGUGGGCAGAGGAGGGUCAGUCAGCACCACGACACCAUGAGCCACUACCAGAGGAGAGCUCAGAGGAUGAAAUGCCUCCUCACAUACACAAGAUCACAUAACCAAGCCAUGUGAAUAAAUAUCAGCAUCCCACCCUCCAUCGAUGUCCACACACACGUCCUCAUCCUUGACCAAACUGUUUCUCCAUCAUCUAAACUGACACAGGUGAAGAUGUGUCAGAGAGGAGUACCAUGAUCCCUACGAACACUUUACUAGUGAAAUCAUCCGGAUAAGUUGCGACUGAUGCCACCAUCGACCAUUCAAACAUACUGUAAGACUUACUACAUGCCUACACAGGCAAACAGGGUAAAUAUCUGUAUGUGUGCAUCAGAAGAGGACCUACAGGAUCCAGUUAUUUCUAACAGCCAUUGAAACCAUCAGAUAACACUAUGCUCUUUUAUAACAUCAAAAGAUAACAUCAUAAAAGUGCAUGUGCUGCUGGGAUGUAAACGAAAAUAGUGAAUCCUUUAAAGUAUGGCGCUAGUGCUGUAGAAAAAUACACAACAGUUCGCCCAAAAUGUUGUCACAAUAAUCCUAAUUGUGCUGUCUGUAUUGUUUCCCUGUUGUACAAUCAGAUUGCCCAGGAGGUGAAAUUUGAAGAAUGUAUGGUGUCUCUCUGACAAUAGCAGCAUUCACCAAAAUGUGUUUAGAAAGAUUCUGGUGACACAAUUACUUGCAUUGUGUUUAUGUUACCGUACCAGUGGCAGGAGGCUGUGUAUCCUACCCUGUGCUCUGUAUUUCAGCUUCUGCCUCUCCACAAAACAAAUGAAGGCCUCAAAUAGUCAUAUCAUUUUACUCCUGAUGGAUUUUUUUAUUUCUCUGCAUUUAUUGCAUUUAAAAAGUUCAUGUGAAUUUUCUAAACCGUUAAGAAGCUUCUCCCAGAGUCUGGCUCAGUUUGCACACAUAGACGCUUGUUUAAAAGACCACUGUACAGCGUAGCCCGGCGUUCUGCUCGCACACAUGCACUGUGUAAAUAAUUGUCAUCAGGUUAUUUCACAGAAAUCAUUCAGAAUAUUUAUUUAAUUAAAUUCACACAGUUAUAAGGCCAUUAGUCUGUGACGUGUAAUCAGACAGGCACAUUUUAAUCUGAUUUAACCCAGGUUUUCAUUGUUAACCAUUCAUUACUUUUCAACACUUUUAUAAGGGCGCAGGAAACAAUGGAGGCUGUUUUAAGCAUGUAAUAUUGACUUCUGUGCCAUACCCUCAAGCACAAGUGCAUGACCAUUGUCCACACAUUCUCCUAACUGUCCUCCACAUCCUGUUAGAUUACAGCAUGACCCCCCCCCCCCAAUAUCCUGUCAUUACGCAGCAAUUUCUUUAAAAGAUAAGAAUUUAUGCACUUUAAUAAUCUGUUGAUGCAGAGGGUGUCACUUAACUGGGAUUGUUUGUAUGUGUAUGUUUUCGUAUAUAUAUAUUUUUUAAUUAUUUUAUUUAUCAGAGGGAUGUGCCAUGAUGAUUGACUGUUGUGAAUAAAGGUUUGGUAUUAUGUUGUACACUUGGAUGGGGAUAAAGAAGCACUGUCAUACUGUUGACCCAGUGUGGUGAAGGGUGCAGUGAUGUAGUGCGGUGAAUUUAGAUGAAAAGUGAUUGUAUCUGGCUUUUGUUAUUUGUUUUAUAAAUCCUGUAAAAUACCAUUUUGUACAGCUGUAAAUUCAUCCAUUAAAGGCAAGGCAAUGAU
Messenger RNA from Epinephelus lanceolatus (giant grouper), 4466 nucleotides. It is a transcript of the gene atg9a, whose product is annotated as ATG9 autophagy related 9 homolog A (S. cerevisiae). Gene Ontology annotation, cellular component: autophagosome; phagophore assembly site. Gene Ontology annotation, biological process: autophagy of mitochondrion; protein localization to phagophore assembly site; reticulophagy. The record is from RefSeq and is a predicted model, not a curated record. NCBI's taxonomy places the organism in Eukaryota, Metazoa, Chordata, Actinopteri, Perciformes, Serranidae.